This is a messenger RNA of Rotaria socialis, 375 nucleotides long. The record is from the annotation of a GenBank genome assembly. NCBI's taxonomy places the organism in Eukaryota, Metazoa, Rotifera, Eurotatoria, Philodinida, Philodinidae.
AUGGAUUCAUCAAGUUACACUGGUUUACCAAAUAAGCUCUGUCAAGGUUUAACAUCAGUAAAAUCAACAUUAACAACUGGUCAUAUUCUUGAGAAAACUGAAAAAGCAUUUAUUGAAAAAAAUGACAUGUUUCAUCAUCAUAUGGCACGCAGUGUUUUAGGUAUUCAAGCACCAUUAAAAUUAAAAACUGAGCUACAAAUAGCAAAUAAAAUUGGCCGCCUUCCAUGUUUACCAAGUUCACGUUUAAUGGCUGAUGUAUUACGUGGUACCAAUGAAGAUAUAUCAUUCGAUGAUAUAUUAAACAAUCCACGUGAAUUUGGUGAACUUCAAAUCGAUCCACAUUUAGCUAUGGACAAACGUGAUCAAUUAUUUUAA